Molecule: messenger RNA, 1392 nt
Organism: Colossoma macropomum (tambaqui)
Lineage: Eukaryota; Metazoa; Chordata; Actinopteri; Characiformes; Serrasalmidae
Product: ribonuclease inhibitor-like
Exons: 9
Coding region: 298-1392 (364 amino acids)
Molecular function (GO): protein binding
Source: RefSeq, a predicted model, not a curated record
AGACAGAGAACAUCUCUAUUUAAGGAAGAACUUAAAAAAGGAAACACCUCACUGAAACUCUCAGCAGUCCAGCCUUCUGAUGAGGGAGUUUACCAAUGUUACAUUGAGUACAGGUCCUGGUAUGAUGAUGUAACUGUUUAUGUUGAAGUUAAAGAAAUAGGUUUUCAUGCUUGGAAGAUUGCCAUCAUCUGCAUUUCAGUUUUCGGCAUUAUAUUAAUUGUCUUUACAGCUUACAUAUUAAAAGAUAAAUACUCAGAAAAGGAGCUUUCUCCUAAGCAAUGCUCAGUCAUAGCCUACAUGUGUAUUCAGUCAGAGAAUGUGAAGGAAAAAUUGGACCUGAAAAAAUACAAGACAUCAGAAGAGGGUUACAGAAGACUCAUCCCAGCUAUCACAAAGUGCAGAAAGGCUCAAUUUGAGAGAUGUAAUCUUACUAUAGAGUCAAUUGGCAUUUUAAGUGCAGCUCUACAAACAGAAAACUCCCUAAAAGAACUGGAUAUAAGUAAAAAUGAGCUGCAAGAUUCAGGCAUGGAACUGCUCUCUGCUGGAAUGAAGAGUUCACACUGCAAACUGCAGAUUGUCAGACUUGCUGACUGUAAACUCAGCAAACAGUCCUGUAACAUUCUGCUGUCAGUUUUACAAACAAAAAACUCUUCCCUGAAAGAACUGGACCUCAGCAACAAUGACCUGGAGGAUAUAGGAGUGGAGGCGCUCUCUGCUGGACUGAAGAGUACACACUGUAAACUGGAGAUUCUCAGAUUAUCUGGUUGUAUGAUCACAGAGGUAGGCUGUACGUCUCUGGCGUCAGCUUUGAGUCCAAGCGCCUCACAUCUGAAAGAACUGGAUCUGACCUACAACCACCCAGGACAGUCAGGCAUGAAGCUACUGUCAGCUAGAGUGGAGGAUCCACACUGCUCACUUGAAACACUUAGAAUGGAAAAUGGAGGUGAAAUCAGAAUCAAACCAGGACUGAAGAAAUAUUCUUGUGACCUCACACUGGACCCAAACACAGCACACAUGCGUCUCUCUCUGUGUGAGGGGAACCGAAAAGUGGUGUGUUUGAGCGAGCAGCAGGAAUAUCCUGAUAAUUCAGGGAGAUUUGAUUGGUGGGAGCAGGUGUUGUGUAGAGAGAGUGUGACUGGACGCUGUUUCUGGGAGACUAAAUGGAGUGCAGGAUGGGUUUAUAUUGCUCUGACAUAUAAAACAAUCAGCAGAAAAGGACGCAGUGAUGACUGUUUGUUUGGACGUAAUGAAAAGUCCUGGAGUUUGUACUGCUCUAAUAACAGUUACUCUGUCCAGCACAAUAAAACCAUCAUUGAUAUCCCUGCUCCUCUCUCCAGCUCUAAGACAGUUGGAGUGUAUGUGGACUACCCAGCUGGCACUCUAUACCAUUAA